Molecule: messenger RNA, 569 nt
Organism: Meleagris gallopavo (turkey)
Lineage: Eukaryota; Metazoa; Chordata; Aves; Galliformes; Phasianidae
Source: RefSeq, a predicted model, not a curated record
ACACCACAUAAAGCCGGCACCGCGGCACCACACAGACCACUGCCACCACCCAGCCCCACCAGGCUCCUGCCCAGCACGACCCGAGUCCCGCCAUGGCUGUGCCUGCAAGCCCACAGCACCCACGGGGGUACGGCAUCCUGCUGCUCACGCUCCUUAUGAAAGCUCUCGCCGCCGCCGCCGCCUGCAACCACCUUCGCCCCCAGGAUGCCACCUUCUCUCGCGACAGCCUCCAGCUCCUCCGGGACAUGGCUCCCAGCCCACCCCAGCCGUGCCCACAGCACAACGCGCCAUGCUCCUUCAAUGACACCGUCCUGGACACCAACAACACCCAGCAAGCCGACAAAACCACCCACGACAUCCUCCAGCACCUCUUCAAAAUACUCAGCGGCCCCACCACUCCAGCACACUGGAUCGACAGCCAACGCCAAAGCCUCCUCAACCAGAUCCAGCGGUACGCCCAGCACCUCGAGCAAUGCUUGGCGGACAGCCACACACGCUCUCGGACACGAUGGCCUCGCAACCCUCACCUCACCAUCAACAAACACUUCAGCUGCCUCCACGCCUUCCUC